Molossus molossus (Pallas's mastiff bat) is the source of this 1420-nucleotide messenger RNA. It is a transcript of the gene LEPROT, whose product is annotated as leptin receptor overlapping transcript. The transcript has 4 exons. The coding region runs from base 80 to 475 and encodes 131 amino acids. NCBI's taxonomy places the organism in Eukaryota, Metazoa, Chordata, Mammalia, Chiroptera, Molossidae. Gene Ontology annotation, cellular component: endosome. Gene Ontology annotation, biological process: late endosome to vacuole transport via multivesicular body sorting pathway; negative regulation of growth hormone receptor signaling pathway. The record is from RefSeq and is a predicted model, not a curated record.
GUGGUACCGCCCCUCGCCGGGCCAGGGCGGGGGGCUGCGGCAGGAAACCGGAAGCAGCCGCGGCCUCAGCUCGGGAGACAUGGCGGGCGUUAAAGCUCUUGUGUUAUUAUCCUUCAGUGGGGCUAUUGGACUGACUUUUCUUAUGCUGGGAUGUGCCUUAGAGGAUUAUGGUGUUUACUGGCCCCUGUUCGUCCUGAUAUUUCACGCCAUCUCUCCCAUUCCUCAUUUCGUUGCCAAAAGAGCAACAUACGACUCUGACGCAACAAGCAGUGCCUGUCGGGAACUGGCAUAUUUUUUCACUACUGGAAUUGUUGUUUCUGCCUUUGGAUUUCCUGUUAUUCUUGCUCGUGUGGCUGUGAUCAAAUGGGGAGCCUGUGGCCUUGUGCUGGCAGGCAACGCAGUCAUUUUCCUUACAAUUCAAGGCUUUUUCCUUGUAUUUGGAAGAGGAGAUGAUUUUAGCUGGGAGCAGUGGUAGCACUAUAUUCUGAUAAAAUGCAUUUAAUUUCUUAAAAUUCAUACUAUAUGUAUGUGUGUGCACAUGUGGCCUUUUGCUAUGAAAUUCAAUAUAUUGUUUUUUUUUAUACUUUUAUAUCAUGUUCACUUUAAGGAGAACUACAUGAGAAAGAGAUUCAUUUUAUUACCAGCAAAUAGACUACUCCAUUUACUCAAGUUGAAUUAUGUUACUUGGCUGUUCAUAUAGUCAUGGUGCUCUCAGAGAAUAUAUUAGGACAGUGUUGUAGCCAGCUGCUCACAUAUGCAGUGUAGCUACACCUUUUGCCUGGGGAUGUGCUUGGAUAGGAGCAGGUCUCAGUUCUGCUCAGGAUUUCUGAGAUACACUUGUGGCCCAGAGAGACAGAGGUGGCUUAUUCUUUGUGUGGUAGACCUUUGCUUCUCAAAGUGUGGUCCAUAGACCAAGAGCACUGGCAUCUCCUGGGCGCUUAUUACAAGUGCAGAACCUGAGGCCCUACCCCAGACCUAGUGCAUUUGAUGACAUCCCUAGGGAAUUGGAUGAGAAGCGCUGUCAUAAAGGACUAAGCAUCCUAUGUAGCUUCCUUUUCUUCCCCUUGCUGACCCUGUUAACCUCUCUGGGUGUUAGCUGCUUCUUUGUGAAAAUUGUUUCACCUGCCCUCAUGUUGAGGGCUAUUUUAGACUCUGGUAUUUGUGAAAUGUCCAAACCUCUAAUGUAUAGGCUGUUCCUCAAAUGUAUGAAGUGUUCUCAGUAGGGAACAGCUAGCUCUGCCUUCACACUGUCUGAAAGGCAGUGGCUGUUUUCAGUGCUCGGGACAGAAGGACCCAGAGCCCUACUGGGAUGCAGGGGAGGGAGGCCAGGAACCAAUCCCUGUGUUAGCAGGAUGAAGAAGAAUCGAUAGGUAAUUCUGUUUAAUUUCCCUGUAUAAUCUGACACGUCUGUCCCGCUCCU